AUGAGUGGCCGUAAUGUCGAAAGCACCAACGCUGAUUAUGACAACAAUUUCAAUUACAACAACUCAAGCCUCGGUGACCGUGGCAUCAAUAACAACAACAUCAGUAACCACAACAUCAAUAACCACAACAGCAUCACUGACAUCACGUAUGACAACAUCGCUCUAGAACAUGCAACUUACGAAAGUAUGAACGCCAAUGAUAACAUUGCUAUCAACCACUUCUACAAAAACCACCAUAUCAACCUCAGUAUCAUCAACGAUGCCAACAACAACAAUAAGAAUGACAUCAAUGACAUUAACAAAUCUGUCGGAAUUUAUGCUUUAGAGAAGAAAAUAGACUGUUAA
Messenger RNA from Helobdella robusta, 345 nucleotides. RefSeq lists its product as hypothetical. The coding region runs from base 1 to 345 and encodes 114 amino acids. The transcript has 2 exons. NCBI's taxonomy places the organism in Eukaryota, Metazoa, Annelida, Clitellata, Rhynchobdellida, Glossiphoniidae. The record is from RefSeq and is a predicted model, not a curated record.